CGACAGAAUUUUCAAUGCCAGCCAGCCAGCCAGCCAGCCAGAUGGCCGUGCAUGCCCACGAUGAAUGACGCUGGCUGGAUGGCUGGAUGGUGAGCAACACCGAGUGUUUGACGCCAUCUGAUGCCCUUCACUCGAUACAAUCCCCAUUUCCACCACUCCCUCGGUGGACAACGCCGAGCCCCGUGCCUCGCCGUCUUUUGUUGGCUUCGUUGUGCUGUGCUGGCUGUUGACGACAGCGCACGAGUCGAUGACGAUGAGAAGAAAACGCUGGUCGAUACUUUGUUCUUUGUUUCUUGCUUGGCUUGCCUGUGUGCAGCGCAUGCAUCCAUCCAUCCAGUGACCAAGUGCUUCACGCCCUUGACGCCCACUCACUCACUCACUCACUCACUCACCUCUCAACGAACGAACAAAUACCAGAAUGCCCCAAGAUCGCGGUACCCCCGGCCGGCUGUGGCCGCACGCAGUAACAACAGUGGGGACCUGAGCGCCGUGUUCCUGAACGCGAUGCGAGCCAUGUGCCAUGCACUGCGUCGCGCCAUCGACCUUCCAAGACACACCAUCCCCCAGUUUUCCCAAUCCAAAGAGAAAAAAAAAAUGUUUUUUUUUUAGACUCUUCCCGCUCAUUCCCCUCUUUUUUUUCUUCUAUUACUCACCCUUAGUUUUUUUUUUUUUUUCCUGCAACGAGGCAACUGCACUUCCAGAUUUCCGUUCAUGUUUUUACACUGUUAACAAAAACCUCAAAGAGAGUUUCGUGGAAAAUUUGUUAAAAAAAAAAAAGUGCAAACCUACCACUUUGCCACUGCCACACUUGCCACUCAACCAACCAUCUACACUGCACCACAUGUGAUCAAAACACGCGCAUCAUUAAUAAUAAUGGACAAUGACGGGAGGGAGAUUUAUUCCCAUCAUUAGAAAUUCUGCAUUUGCAUAUGCACUUGAUAUUCUUGUGCCUGGAGCACCAACCGCGAAUGUCCCAUCCGGACCUAUACAAAAGAAAAAUUCCACAUCAAUGGUAAAUAGAAAAAUAAUACCAAGGAUGGCCGGGACCAAGCUAAACCGAGAUGCGGGAUUGCAGGUCAACAAAGGUAUGAAAAGAAAAAAGGUAAAGAAUCGAGUCCAAAGCUGAGGCUGCCUGAGCCUCUCUCUCUCUCUCUCUCUCUCUCUCUCUCUCUCUCUCUCUCUCUCCACGCGCGCGGCACACAACGUUGAGCGGAACCCAGUCAGAGUCUUUGAUUCGUGUGCGUCUAAGUUAUGACAUACUUACCCAUGCUCUUCGAGUCCUUUCGCUUUUCCCCCUAUUUUUUCUGUGUUUAAUUUGCUUUUUGCUGUAGACUAGGGUGUUGUGCUGAUGCAAGCGACUCGUCGGCCAGCAGUCACCGGUGACGGUCACCUGCCUCCUCAGCCGCCGUGGACCAUCUCUCACGAUCCUUGGCACAUGUUGCAUUGGCGGCUCACGACUCUUGCUGCGAGAUUGCCAAUCUCGGUCGGGGGGGCUAUGGAUGGUCUCUUUUCGUCUUGUUACUGUGACUACUGACUUGGAUCGAGGGGGGGCACCACGUAAUGCUCCUGAAUGGCCCCGCUGCCCGUCCGGCGCCGCAUCUCUGCUUCACUGCUUCAAGCCAGGCCCCAACACUUCGCCCUCACAUGAUGCCAAAUUCAACCCGGGUAUCCGACGCAAGCAAAACCAAAAAACAAAUGACCAGAUUCAUCGGGAGAAACGCGUAUGCCCCAGAUUUCAAACACAAAUAAAAACGCCA
This is a messenger RNA of Periconia digitata, 1757 nucleotides long. The record is from the annotation of a GenBank genome assembly. NCBI's taxonomy places the organism in Eukaryota, Fungi, Ascomycota, Dothideomycetes, Pleosporales, Periconiaceae.